GACUCAGGGUAGUUUAUUUGCAGUACUUUAUUCUGUAACAUGGACAUCUAAAGAUCGGGAUCGGGAGUCAUUCGGAGCUAUAAAUAGUAACGGGAGUUGGCUAGGCUAUAAAUACUUUCAGUUUACACAAUCUUAUAUUUUUAACAGGAUUGACCACGAUUAAUAGAAUGAGCAAUGUAUGAUGCUUCAGGACAUAUCCACUAAGUUCUUCGCAUAAUUCACCUGUCUUCUGAAUUGAAAACAACCAGGGACUUAAAACAAGCAAAGAUCAGAAAUUCAAGCUGUAUUUUUAACAUCAUUUGUACAUUAAUUUUGUCACAGUGGAAGAAUUACAAGUACUACAGUCAUGUAACCUCACAAAAUAUAUAAAAAUAUACAUCAUAGCAUUAUAAAAGAAAUGGCAAUGUACUAGACAAUCUCAGGAAGCAAUAGGAAUCAUAUCAGACAAUGAAAUCUCUGGAGGACACAUGUAUUCACUGUAUUAUGAACAGUAUACAGGAGAUACCCCACAUCAAGGAGAAACUCCCCCGCAUCUACAAGGAGCUGCUGCUGAUGCGCCUCAGUGAACACAGCCUAUUGACCCCGGAUGUAAUGGAGUGUGUCAGACAGCAGCUGUUUGUCUCCUCACUUCAGCACCUCCAGCUCUACCACUGUGAUCAAGUGAACGACCAGUUCCUAAAAGCCUUCGCUGAUUCUCGCAGACAGUUAAAGACUCUCAUCAUAGAGAAGUGUGAUGUCUCAGAUGUUGGAAUUUUAGCUGUGACACAUAAACAGAAAUCCCUGGAGACCUUGGAGUUAAAGAAUCUGAUACAUUUGACCCCAAAAGGCCUGGGAAAUGUUAAAUCUCCUGUCCUUCGUACACUCAAUCUAAAGGGAUGCACACAAAUGAAUUCAAAAGGUGUGCUCACCGUCUUACAGAAUAACCCCACUGUAGAAGUUCUCCGUGUGGCCGGCCAGGGUAACCACAAAUACGAUGAUCUCUUAUUUCAUGACAUCGCAGAGACUGUGGGUCCAACACUGAAGGAGCUACACUUUGCCCCCCACACAAUCAGUGAUGCAUGUCUGUGUGUCUUAGCCACCCGAUGUCCAAAUCUUCAAGUAUUGAGUCUUUAUGGAUGUCCCAGAAUAACUGGUGGUUCUCUGUUAAAGUUAACACAGGGGUGUACGUCUUUGAGAAACCUUGACCUGUCUUACUGUGUACAGCUGAGUCACAGUCCAGACAAUCAGUCGCUAUGGACACUUCCCGUUACCCUGACAACCCUGUCCCUGUGUGGAAUCAUGCUGGAGGAUAAAGAGAUUCUGAUUGAAGCCUUACAGAGACUGAGGAACCUCCAGUCUGUCCGCCUGUGUGGGAUUCCCUGUCUUGACGACGACACGUUUACCCAGAUCAUGGAGAAGCGAGGUUCGAGCCUGGUGGAGAUAGACCUCAGUGGGAUGAGAAAGAAAGACUUUACAGACGAGGGUCUGAGGUCCAUCAGUAAAUACUGCACCUCACUGGAGAUCCUCAACAUCAGUAUGUGUCACGAGUUUACGGGGGAGUCCCUCAUACCUCUGCUGGAGGACCCAAACAGGGCGCAGCACAUCACCAAGCUAUUCCUCUCCUCCAGAAAGAUAAGCUAUGAGGUCCUAUGUGCGGCUGCUAUGCACUGUACUAACCUGAGAAGUCUAGAUCUGGGAGGGGUGGGGUGUGUGGAUGACCAUCUCCUGUGUCUGCUGGCCCAGAACACUUCUAAACUCCAGAGGCUGGGGAUCAAAGGAUGCAGUAAGGUAACAGACAUGGGUUUAUGUACUUUGAGUGGUAGUUGUCAGGAUCUGGCCUUCCUAGUUCUCUCUGGAGUGAACAACAUCACAGAUAAAACCAUCUUCUGUAUCGCCAAUAACUGUCCCUACCUAGAGGAGAUCUACCUGAAUGGCUGUAAACAGAUAUCUACCACUACCCUACAGUAUCUCAUGGACUACUGUGUUUCCAGUGUGUAUAUUCAGCAUGUGACCCCCAAUUUGGCACCAGAACAGCUAAUGGCUAAGAAUUUGGACACUGGUGAGUUCUGUAGAGUGGACCAAAUAGAUUACAGCACUCACAACAGCCACAAAAGGAGGAUAGCCAGGGAGGAACUGGUGGAAUUAUGAGGGGAGGAUCCCAAAGGAGGAACUGGUGGAAUUAUGAGGGGAGGAUCCCAGGAGAGGAACUGGUGGAAUUAUGGGGGAGGAUCCCAAGGGAGGAACUGGUGGAAUUAUGAGAGGGUUGGGGGGGGGGGGGUACCCAGGAGAGGAACUGGUGGAUUUUUGAGGAAUAAUCAUUAGAUUAUUCUUUACUAAAAGUACAGUGUUUAUCUGGGGGCAUUACAUUGAUAUCAGGAUCUGUCAGCAAUGAAUAUGCAACACAAAGAACUUCAUGUGAACAAAUAGGGCCUGGGAAGUUUUAAAAUUGUUUAUCUAUUAGAUAUAACCCAAUGCAUGUAUAAUGUAAACUAACAUUCUGUUUACAAUAUAUUAGCAAUACAAUACACCCUUAUGUAGGUUUGUCAAUCUAUCAAGUGCUGUAUUUCAUAUUUUUACUUCCAUAUGGAAGAAAAUUCUUUGGAUAUGUAGACAAAUCUCUGUCAUUGUUUCUAGAGAAAAUUGUGUAUUUCUUCUACUUUCAAAGUAUUGUUAUGUAUGAAAAAUAUUUAUUACUGUCAAAGAAAAUGUGGAAUGAAUUGACUGAUGUGAUCAAUGCAAAAAAAUAGAAAAAAAAUUAGAACAGUACUGUAAACCAACU
This is a messenger RNA of Saccostrea cuccullata (small rock oyster), 2758 nucleotides long. Its product is annotated as F-box/LRR-repeat protein 7-like. The transcript is spliced from 11 exons. Gene Ontology annotation, molecular function: protein binding. NCBI's taxonomy places the organism in Eukaryota, Metazoa, Mollusca, Bivalvia, Ostreida, Ostreidae. Gene Ontology annotation, biological process: SCF-dependent proteasomal ubiquitin-dependent protein catabolic process. Gene Ontology annotation, cellular component: SCF ubiquitin ligase complex. Bases 448 to 2127 code for a protein of 559 amino acids. The record is from RefSeq and is a predicted model, not a curated record.